CGCCGGUCGACACGAUGAAGACCCUCUUCGUUUCGUUUGCUCUGUGCGCCAUCGUUGCUGCGGCACCUCUUUCUCGUGAGCGACGAGAAGCUCUCUUGGGCGGUCACGGAUAUUACGGUGGUGGCCAUGGAGCUUACGGUGCUCACGGGGCUUACGGAGCUUACGGGGGUAUAGGCUACGGCGGGCAUGGAGUCGCUGUUACUGGACCGUUCCUUGGGGCGGCGAGUGUCGCGGGUCCACACGUGGGUGCCACCGCUGUUUCCGGUCCGGCGAUAGGCCCGGCUCGUUUGGCCGGAUCGAUGGCCGGUCCUACUCACGUGUCGGGCGCCGUUGCUGGACCAGCUGUUGUGACCGCGUCGGUCGCUGGUCCGGCGCACGUGGAAGGCUACGGUGGUCCGUACGACGGUGGCUAUGGAGAUGGCUACGGAGGUAGCUAUGGAGGUGCCUAUGGCGGUAAUUAUGGCGGUUACGGAUACGCGGCUGCUCCUGCUUACGGCUAUGCGGGAUACGCCGGCGGUCACGGAGGACACGGAGUGGUUGUUGCCGGACCGGCUACCCACGGUGCAGUUCUGGCUGGACCUCAUUCCGGAAGCGCGGCUGUUUCUGGACCGCACGCCGGUUCGGUGGUGAUUGCCGGCCCUUCCGGAAAGAUUACGGCCCACGGAAGCGGUUACGGUGCCGCUAUCCAUGCCGGCCACGGCCACGGCCACUGGUAACGCGCGCACAGCCGUCUGCGAAACGCAAAAAAAAAGAGGGAAAAAUCUCUCUGAAUCAUCUCGUCGGAUCGAAAAUAUAAUACCGUUCCCUCCCGUGAUUUUCUAAGAGAGAUUGAAGAAGUAUUACGGAGAUCUAAAAUUGCUGUAACACGACGACGCUCGUCGCGCUCGGUGCUCUCGGUUCAUGGCGCGCGCAUAUUUUCAUUGUUUCUGUACGAAUGGAAUAAAUUCAUUCUUCUUUAUAAAAGAAAGAUAUUUGUGCAAUAUAAAAUAACCCAGAGAGCAUUAUUUAAAUAUGUAUAUACAUAUAAUGUAUUGCUUGGUGCAUCUCAUCAAUUUUGAUCUCUUAUUAAAUUCACACGUAUCUUACCGUAUAUUA
Molecule: messenger RNA, 1095 nt
Organism: Temnothorax curvispinosus
Lineage: Eukaryota; Metazoa; Arthropoda; Insecta; Hymenoptera; Formicidae
Product: cuticle protein 64-like
Exons: 3
Coding region: 15-716 (233 amino acids)
Source: RefSeq, a predicted model, not a curated record